Messenger RNA from Erythranthe guttata (spotted monkey flower), 821 nucleotides. NCBI's taxonomy places the organism in Eukaryota, Viridiplantae, Streptophyta, Magnoliopsida, Lamiales, Phrymaceae. The record is from RefSeq and is a predicted model, not a curated record.
AUGGUAAAAGCUUUGUGGCUUUCCCUUCAGAUUGCUUUCUUCUUCACAGCAUCUGCUGUGGCUAAUUAUCAACUGGAUCAAUCAGCCAUCGUCAUUCAUUCCAACCAGAAAAAUCAGACAGAAAAGAGCUGCUCAUACACAGUGAUCAUCAAAACCAGCUGUUCGUCAGUCUCUCACACCACCGACGAACUCAGUCUUGCAUUCGGCGACGCCUAUGGCAACGAGGUAUAUGUAUCAAGGAUAGACGACCCGAAUACGAGGACGUUCGAGAGAUGUUCGAAAUACGUGUUUGAGAUAAAAGGCCCGUAUUUGGAUGUGAUUUGUUAUGCAGAAUUGCUGAGGUACGGAUCCGACGGCUGGAAACCGGAGAUGAUAACAAUCUACGGUCCUGAUCUUAAGGCCAUUGCAUUCAUCUUCAACACCUUUCUACUCGAAGGGAUGUGGUUUAGGAUGCCUUCUUGUAUCAGUCGUUCUCCUCCUAAUUAUGCAUUCCACAAUUAUGCCCUUUUCUAGCUAUUUAUCUCGUCCGAUGUACAACUUUUUUUUUUUCAUAAUAAAGGUAGAUUACGGAUGGGAUAUCUAACACUGCGACUUCCAAAAGUCGAAAGAAGGUAGCCUGUUAGUAAGCAGCUUGCGCCUAAGACCUAUUUGGUCAUGGGUUCGAGACAUCAGCAGUGAAAUUGGGGAACCAGUAAGAAUUGGGGAAAAAGAAAUCUAAAGAUUCUUGUAAGAAUUUCGAGUAAUUAUUGCAAUAAUACAAGGGGUUCUAUUAAUGGUACAUUUUGUCGGUUCAUCAAUGGCGUUAACCAUUGUCGACAAAA